GCGUUUGCAGCUAGUAUUAUAUUAAAUAGUAAAACUAAAUGUUGACAGGUUGGACCAGAAAAUCCAUGGAAACGCACUCCAAGGAUUUUAAAUAAUGAUGAUUGGGAAACAGGUACCAUUAAUUUUCUUUCACGAAGAAAACGCUCAUCGAUAAAUGACGACAUCAACUUACAACUGAACGCUUUCGGUAAAAAUAUUUAUUUGAAUCUUCAAGAAAGAGAAAAUACUCUUUAUGGUCCAGCUACACCUGUUUACAAACUCUAUUCAAAUUCCCUCAUGUCACAAACGGUUGAACUUAAAGGGCCAAACAUCCAAAGGAAAAUAUAUGAGGAUUCCCAAAAUCGUGCAUCGAUUGUCCUUGAUACUCUUCCAAAUGGAAGGAGAAUCAUCCAAAAUGGGUACAUUGGUUCCGAAAACUUGACAAUCGCAGCAGAUUAUUCCUUAUUGCAGGAACAGUCAUUAAUCCUAUCGAACCCAUUGAAUACUCCUUCAACUAAUAAAUAUAUAUUUCGGCGUGUUCAACACAAUAACUACCCUUUUGCUAACCCUAUUGAAUUGAACUACUACAACUAUCGAGUACCAUCAGGAUACUAUAACAAUAUACAGAUACCAAAUACGAUUUAUCUAGAAAUUUUAGUUAUAAUUGAUUAUGAACUAUAUACUCGUGUUGGACCAAAUCAAAUCAUCACAUAUGUUUUAACAUUUUGGAAUCAAGUUGAUACAUUGUAUCGAAGCUUAGAUCAACCUAAGUACAAACUAAAUAUCGCUGGAAUUGUUAUACCAAUGGAUCCUGUAGUUCUGAAAUAUUUUCCUCAAGAUUCAUAUAGCAGACGGUACUCCGAAAACAUCAGAUAUCAUACGCUUGUGAUUGAAAAUGGCAAAUGGUUAUACAAAUCCCAAGAACUUCUGCCCCUAGACAGCUACGAUAUUGCAGUGACUAUGACUCCACGACAAGAACAACCUGUUGCAAUUUCUCCGGAUGAGUAUAGAGCUACUGUUGGAAUUUCGGCAUUGAAUGGAGCAUGCUCAAUCGAUCAUCGUUAUGGUCAAACAAAUAGUGUUGCUAUUAUCUUGGAUGAUGGAAAUUUCAGUGGUGUCCAAACAGCUGCCCAUGAAAUUGGCCAUUUACUCGGAUCGAGACAUGACAGAUAUCCUUGUCCCGAGAGUGAUGGUUACAUAAUGGCACCGGCCUAUAGUUCGACCGAAAAUCGUUACAAGUGGUCAAGAUGUACUUUAAGAGAUUUUGCAAAAUUUUUAAGAACCAGUCCACAAUGUCUUUACAAUAGGCCACGGACUCUACAGUGAAGAAUCGAAAUUGAAUAAAUGUCAAUAAGUAUUAAUAAAAUUUUGUAUAUUAAGAUUCAUUAU
Molecule: messenger RNA, 1368 nt
Organism: Microplitis mediator
Lineage: Eukaryota; Metazoa; Arthropoda; Insecta; Hymenoptera; Braconidae
Product: A disintegrin and metalloproteinase with thrombospondin motifs like
Exons: 9
Coding region: 277-1305 (342 amino acids)
Biological process (GO): proteolysis
Molecular function (GO): metalloendopeptidase activity
Source: RefSeq, a predicted model, not a curated record